Messenger RNA from Closterium sp. Naga37s-1, 1053 nucleotides. Lineage: Eukaryota; Viridiplantae; Streptophyta; Zygnematophyceae; Desmidiales; Closteriaceae. The record is from the annotation of a GenBank genome assembly.
AUGCAUCUGCGCCUUCCCUUCACGCAUCUCAUCAGCCCCCUCUCCCCCGGUCCCCUUUCCGCAUACUCUCUCCACCCACCCUGCUUCGCCCUGCUCCCCCUUCCCCUUUUUCCCCGUCCCCUCCCUUACCUCACCUCUACCGCUAGCCCCCUAUUCCCCUGCUGCUCUUCCCUCAACCCAUCCUCCCACCCCCUGCCCUCACACCCUCACCUUCCCCCCGUCUCUUCCACAACCCACCCGCAACCCCCACCGCUCACCUGGAACAGCUCUGAUCGCUCACCUGAAGUGGCUCUGAUUGGCGCGCUACUAAUGCCAGCACGGGAACAGCAGCAGCCGUCCCCCCCAUUCACACCCCAACUCACACACACCCCUUUACCCCUCCCUCCCCCCCCCUCCACUCUCCCUCACUCAACGCGUGCUUUGUGGGACCAGCACAGGAAUAGCAGCAGCCGCCCCCCCCAUCCAACCUCCUCACACCCCUCCUCCCCUCCCUUUCUCCCCUCCACUCACUCUCCCGCACCCCUCGCCGUAGCCCAGGAGCCACGGCAGCAGCGCUUCCUCUAUCAUCCCCCACACGCUCACCCCGCAUUUCCCAAUCCCCCCUUCUCCACCUUUACCCCCCUUCCUUAUUCCGCCGCCCGCACCUUGCGUGGCGUUAACACGCGGCGGCUCCUAGCCCAGGGGCCACGGGUGCAGCGCUUCCUCAACUAUCCUCUCCCCGCAUUCCCUCCCCCCCGCUCCUUCUCCCCCGCACUUUACGCGGCGGCUCCCAGCCCCCAGCAGCGGGGGGCACUGCACCGUCAUUUUUCCCCUACUACCCUCCACACCCGCUCUCCGUAUCCCCCACCUUCUCCCCACACCCGCUCUCCGCCCCCCCCUUCCUCUUCUCCCCACACCCGCUCCCCGUAUCUCCCCCCCUCUUCCCACACCCGCUACUCCGCACCUUGCGCUUCACAUCGUCUGCAACGACCGCUCGUGAGAAGUGCAAGCGCCCGGGACAAGCGUCCGCGACAUACGCCCGUGAAAACGUCCCGUGAGCUCACUUUCUUCUAA